AUGCACGCUAUUCCCUGGACAAAUUCUAGCACGAUUCGCGGUACUUCAAGUACAGACAUGAGUGGCCCUUCUCCGAUCUAUGGGCAAAUAAACGAGACCGGCGAAAUGCUGAUGGGCCAAGAUGGCAAACAGGUGAGGAGGGAGAGUGACAAACGCAUCUCCGCACCCUCCGGCUCAAGGCGCAAGCGACUGAUGCACAAGCUUCGCUGCAAUGGCUCCAAGCGGUACUAUCUGGCUUGGCUGUGCUCACUUGGCUUCAUGAUCAGUUUCGGUAUCCGAUGCAACAUGAGUUGGGUAAUGCUGGCCAUGCGACAGAUCACGAACCACACAAUCCAGAUCAGCGUGCAUGCACAUCAAGCGAGUCGUCAGUCCAUGGUGACCGUCGGCCAUGCCUUGAAUGCCUCACAUGCUCUCCGCCAUUCCAGCCUCGUCAAGACUGCUAGCCAUUACACCAAUGAGCCAGGUCUAAUCAACGUAACUCAGGUAGGACGACACCCGAAUCUUCGAAUCCCAUUAAAAGCGUAA
This is a messenger RNA of Protopolystoma xenopodis, 525 nucleotides long. The record is from the annotation of a GenBank genome assembly. Lineage: Eukaryota; Metazoa; Platyhelminthes; Monogenea; Polystomatidea; Polystomatidae.